Molecule: messenger RNA, 2771 nt
Organism: Carassius auratus (goldfish)
Lineage: Eukaryota; Metazoa; Chordata; Actinopteri; Cypriniformes; Cyprinidae
Product: proteinase-activated receptor 4
Exons: 2
Coding region: 194-1294 (366 amino acids)
Biological process (GO): thrombin-activated receptor signaling pathway; phospholipase C-activating G protein-coupled receptor signaling pathway; blood coagulation
Cellular component (GO): plasma membrane
Molecular function (GO): thrombin-activated receptor activity
Source: RefSeq, a predicted model, not a curated record
AUACCAAGAGACAAACGCUAGCGGAAUAAUAGAGGAUAGGCUAAACAGCAAAGAAGCGCAGUGGACGGGUUCUUCUACAACCUGAAAAACCUUUGAAUAGCACACCGCUAGAAAAUAAUCUAGACGGGGAGAGAUUUCACCUUAAAAAAAAAUCUUUAAAGCUUGUAUUUAAAGAGACUGAAGUUUCAGGACCAUGACGUUUUUCUUAUUUACGCCAGUGCAUUUUCUCUGUCUCCUCAUUUUUCUUCCCGUCUCAUCAACUUCAGAGGUGAACAGCUCAAAUAACACGACAAUCCUUAAAAAGGGUCGGAUCUUUCCUCUGAUUAAUAAUUCCAUUCAAGAGGAGUAUAAGGAGCAGAUGCAGAGCUACAGCUUUACACUAGUGGUUCCUCUUCUCUGCUUCUUCGCCUUUUUCAUUGGACUUCCCACAAACCUGUUGGCCCUCUGGGUGCUGCUCUUGCGAACUAAGAAGCUCCCAUCCACCAUUUUGCUGAUCAACCUCACCAUCUGCGAUCUUCUGCUACUGCUGGUGCUCCCCUUCCGUAUCGUCUACCACUUCCUGGGCAACAACUGGACAUUUGGAGACCCAUUCUGUCGGGUUGUAACUGGGCUCUUCUAUGGAAACAUGUACGGCUCAGUGGUUUGUCUGGCACUGAUCGCUAUGGAUCGCUAUGUAGCUCUUGUUCACCCUUUUGGUGCAAAGAUGCUUAGAAGUAACAAGAAUUCUGUCUAUAUGAGUGUUUUGGUUUGGCUAGUGGUUUUAGCUGCUGUUGUGCCCUUGUUAGCCUCACAACAGUCCUAUAAGAUAGCCAAUCUCCCUAUAACAACUUGCCAUGAUGCACUACCUAUAGAACAGCAUACAACAUACUUCCUGCCAUACUUUACUACUCUCUUCUCCCUCUGUUUCCUGCUUCCACUGCUGGUUGUGCUGUUCUGCUAUUCUGCAGUGUUACACACCCUUAUGGCUGAUAGGCAGCGUUUUGCUCAUGCAAUUAGAGUGACUGUGCUGAUAUUAAUUGUUUUUGUGGUUUGCUUAUUGCCUAGUAACAUUCUCUUGCUUUUGCAUUACUCCAAAUCAAACUUUGACCUUUAUGUUCCAUACCAGAUCACUUUGUCUUUCAGCACCUUCAACAGCUGCUUAGAUCCUAUCAUCUUUUAUUAUGUGUCUAAGGAUUUCAGAAAGAAGUUAUGGGAGACCCUCAGAUGCUCCUGGUCUGAUUCAGAAUCCUCCUCAGAAUCUAGGACAAAGAGGACCUUACUAUCAAAGAUGAGCAGGUCUGACACAAAAGCUUGAUCAUGAGGUUAGCACAGCAGGCACGCGAAUCAGAAGAUAUCAGGUUACAGUAUGUAACUCAAACUCAGGUUAUAUAACCCAUCUGUCAGUCUGCCUAUCCGUGUAUAUACCUUAAAAUUAGUUUCAUUUGCACAGGGAAAACUGGCAUGAGGAGAUGUUAAUUAAUUUCCUCCUUAUUUCCUUUAGUCAUUUGUGAUACAGGAGACAAAUAGAUAUAUUUAAAAACAUUUAAAGAGGCAAGGCAACAUACAACAGUAGUCAUGCUUUCAGGCUUUCUUGCAUGCAUGUUGGCAUCUAAAAUUUGAAUGCGUUGGCUGCUGUUUGGCUCAGCAAUCUCUUAGGCUUAAAGUUGACUACUAGAUUAAUAAUGUUGGAAAAUUGUCAUUUUAACACUGAUAUAAACAGUCAUGCAUUUCAUGCAUGUAUCCAACAAAACCCAGACAAAGUCAGUGUUUGUAAGGGCAGUGCAAACUAGCCUUAAAGAUUAUAUUAUAUUAUAUUAUAUUAUAUUAUAUUAUAUUAUAUUAUAUUAUAUUAUAUUAUAUUAUAUUAUAUUAUAGUGAACAGUCUAUUCACUUAUAUUUAUAAAACAAAACUGGAAUAUAAUUAAUUUAAUUUAACUGAACUAAACACUCAUUACAUUUAUCAAAUUCAAACAUUGGAAGGUAAAAUGUAAUGUGCAUUUCAGCCAUGUAACAUACAGUAUACUGGACAUGUGACAGUAUAAUUGUGGUUUAUAUAUUAAUCAUUAAUUAGCAAACGGAGGACUAAAAUGCCUUUAGUGUGCCUGUUUUUGCAAUAGCAGCAUGUAUGAAAAACAAUAGCUUUGUUAUGUAUCUGAAUAAGUAGGAAGUGCUGAACCACAUAAAAUCCAAAUCCAUGUCUCUUACUAUAUGUCAAGAACUGAUGAUUGCAUUGUGCUUUUUUCUUUUUGUGCUGACAACAUACAGAAACACCUUAAUAUGACUUGAUUUGAGAACUAAAAAUCACACAUUAUAAAUAUUUGAUUACACUAUUUCAUAUACCUGUGUAUCACAUACCAGUUUAUGUGUAUGCUAAUCAAAAACAUAUAUAUAUAUAUAUAUUUUUUUAUUGAAUUGAAAUGGUAUAGAUAUGAUAUCAUGUAUCUUUAUGGGUGAUCAAUACAGGUAACUUGGAAUUUACUCUGGAAGUGAUUCUGUUAUAGUUUCUUGACACUUUCUUGACACUUGACACUUUCUUAUGUGGUGAGAAAAAAUAAAUAUAUAUGAAAACUUUAUUUGCAAAGGAUACAAAUUGUAAUUUUUUUUUGCUUGCCAUGAGUAAAGGAACUUGCCAAGAGUCAGUUUUAAAGAAAAGAAGGAUGAAGAAAAUUUGAAAAUGUGUAUAUUAGCCUGAUUGAACUGAAGAAGUGUUAUUGACAGAUUUCCAUAACACAUGCAGAUUUGCUUAAAAAGAGGAUGAUUCAGUUUCCACAAAAUAAACCACUUUAAUUUAA